AUGGCGGACAACUUUACUGCAAGGUUGCAGAGGAUCUUCCACUUGGCCUGGCCUUCCAUCCUCUCGGAGCUCUCCACACCUCUCUUGGGCCUCGUGGACACCGUGGUCGUCGGCCACUUCGCAGAUGCCGAGGAUCUGGCGGCGCUGGCGCUGGCGAUCGCUGCCUACAACCCGCUGAUCGUCGUCUUCAACUUCCUGCGGAUGGGCUUUGGCGGAGUGAUUGCGCAGGCUGCAGGGGCCCGCGACGUGGAGGAACUGGUCGCCUGCAGUGUGCGUGGCAUUCUGUUGGGUUUGGCGGUCGGCUUGACCUUGAGCAUGGCACGCGAGGUGUUGGCAUCGCUGCUUUUCGGGAUGGUCCUGCACCAGCCUGAUCCCGAGACGACCAUGGUGGCCCAAAGCUACUUCCAGUGUCGCAUUCUGGGAGCCCCUGCGGCCUUGUCCAACUACGUGGUGCAAGCGUGGCUGAUCAAUGUGCAACGCACUGACAUCGCCAUGGCGCAAAACGUCCUACUGAAUCUCUGCAACGCGGUCCUUUGCGUCGUGUUGGGUUACGUCCUGGAUGGCGGCAUCGUUGGAGUGGCCUGGGCCACUGUGCUGUCCAACUACUUGGCGUUUGCCUUCGGCGUCAUGCAGAUCUCCCGUGUGGCACACACCCUCCCUUGGGUGAAAGCGCCCUUGGCCAUCAAUUGGCAUUUAGUUUUUCAGCCACAACGGCUUUUGCGGCUGGCCUCCCUGAAUGGAAAUGUGGUCCUUCGCUCCAUUUGCAUGAUGACCAUUGUCACGGACUUUACGUCUUUGAGCGCCAAGCUGGGGAGCUCGGCGCUGGCAGCGAACAACCUGCUAAUGCAGCUACAGAUGUUGAUCUCUUUCGGCGCGGAUGGCUUUGCCAACGCGGGGGAGGCGCUGGUGGGAGAGGCCAUCGGCCAAGGAGACCCUCGGAAGGUCCGCCGGACGGUGCAGGCACUUCUUACCUGGGGAUUCUUGCUUGGCUUGGGCUUCACGCUUCUGUUUAUGGUCUUCGGACAUCAGAUCUUGGGGGUGUUAACCUCACAUCAAGAGGUACUUCACUAUGCUUCGAUUUAUUUGCCCUGGCAGUGGGCCGCGCCAACCCUCUCUUUCACUGCUUACCUCAUGGAUGGUGUUUUUGUGGGGGCUGCACGCCCGAGCAGUAUGAGGGAUGCCACUUUUCUCGCCAUGCUGGUCUUUUGCGCAAUCGCCCACAUAAGCCCAGACAACAACCUCUUGUGGGCAGCUUACAUGCUGCAUCUUAUCACACGUGCAGCGGUCCUGGGAUACUGGUAUCCGGCAGUGGAGGACUCUGCUUCAGAAGUCAAUGAAUAUCGGGAAACACUCUUGGCAACUUGA
Durusdinium trenchii is the source of this 1365-nucleotide messenger RNA. NCBI's taxonomy places the organism in Eukaryota, Dinophyceae, Suessiales, Symbiodiniaceae. The record is from the annotation of a GenBank genome assembly.